AUGAAAGACACAAAUGAAGAUGUAUUUCAUGGGAUAGUCCCUCUUCCUGGCGUAUAUUUGGAGAAGAUGCUUACAGACCCACCCAGAAGGAACCCGAAUGCCUUGUUGGAUGGUCUGGUUAUUUCCCCGAAAAUCAUCGCAACAUUAAUCCAGUCAAUUCCCAUGCCAUGGGAAACUGAAAAGACUGUCACAUGCGCAUACAAUACAGAUGGGAUAAUUUUAGGAUGCAAAAGCAAAAACAGUGAAGAUAGUCUAAAUUAUAAGUGUAAAUGGCUAUAUAUCUUAGAUGGGAUUGUGUCUGGUCUUAUAUACAGUGUUAAAAGAAGUAAUUAUACAAUUCACGAGUAUAAGAGACUAAGAGAAAAAUAUCCUCAGAUGAAAAUAUCCAGAAAAAUAAAUAAGGAGAGACUGUUCCCUCUUCUUUAUAACAGAGCACGUGACUUCUCUAAGGACAUAGUUUCUCCAUUUGCAGGUUCCCAUGAAAUUAUUUCUGAAGAAUGCGAUGAAAGAAGGGUUAUGUCUAGAGAGAGUAAUAGUGUCAUAUUAGAGAGAACACAGAGAAGGGAAAAGACAAAAAGAAAGAGAUCCCAUGGGAAAAAACAGAAUAAUCCAGGAAUAUCCAGUAAAAGUCCUUAUAAAUCCCCGAAAAAAGAGUUUGAAAGCACAAUGGAAUGGAGUAAGUUUGCUAGGCUGUACGUGCACCAUGGAAGAAAUAUACUUAAUUACGUUAUAACCGAAAGAAAAAUCAAGUACUUAAAUAUUUCUGAUAAUUAUGCACUUGAAAGGAGAAGGGUUCUUACUACAAAGGAGAAAAAGAAAAGUCGCAUGGGACAGACCUUUCACAUUGUACAAGAACUUUUCAAACUGCUUUCCAGAAUAGUUUGGAUUAUUGAGAAAAAAAACUCAAAGGAAAUUACCUUGCACCAGUCACUGGAGUAUUUAUUCCAGGAAUUCACUCAGAUAGGCGUAAAUACAGCCAUAUACAGAUACAAGUACUCUACAAUUAAGCAGAUUUCUGAGAUGUCAAAAAUAGCAAGAAUUCUUAGCUUGCAGAAAGAAAAGACAAAAGUACCUUAUGACUUGAUGUGGUGUGAGACAUGGCGUAUAUGGACACUUUUUCUUCUGGGGAGUGCUCCUUUGUUUUCAAGUCGACUGGCAGAUUAUGUAGUCAGAAGACGAGAAGGCAGAAGAAAAAGACAGAAAAAAAUAACAAAGCAAAGAGUCAAGUCAGCAGAAGAUAUCCAGUUUAAAGAAGAUAUUCUAGAUGCAAUCUCAGGAAUAGUCGAUCUACAGCAGAUAAAUCAGCAGGUCCUUAAGAAUAUAAUGAAAUCCGCAUGGAAGCAAUGGAAAAGAGAAGAUUCUUAUGAGGAGUACAUAAGAAAAGAAGCAGACAAAAGGUACUUUCCACUAAAAGAACACCAAAGCAUAAAAGGACUUCAUGAAAUACUUAUAUCAAAGAUAGAAGAAAAAGGUAAUUUCUGGUGUAAAGAAACAAUAGAACAAUGGAACAAGUACGUACAAUGCAAGAUAUCAAAUAAAAAGGAAAUUAGAAAGAUAAAAUCAAGGAUGCUCAGGGCUGCAAUGCUUCUGAAUAAAAGAACCCAAAGAAUAUGCUUGGAAAAAGAGUUUUCAGGUGAGAAAAAACAACCAAUAGAUUUACAACGGAUUUCCUUCGAUCAGAACAAAGAUCUUCUUGCAUUAGAAACCUACAAGAAAGACACUUUAUAUGAUAUUUUAGAAGUUUCCUUGAAUAAGCUAGCCAGUACAUACAAAAGACACCUAAAACAAGAAGAAAAAAAAGAAGUAGAAUUUCUGAGAAAUUCUCUAGUAGAUUUACCUAAGACACUCGCCUGGGUGACAAAAAGAAUUUCAAAAAAAAAAGAGACAGUAAAAAUACUGUUAGAGUACGGACAAGAUAUAACCAAAAAAUACUCAAUUGAAGAAAGAGUAGUAGAUGCAUAUUUAGAGCACCUUAUAUCUUACCAUAUACAUAUCUCAGGAAUUGCACAAAAAACACUACCACUUGAUGAUGAACCAUUGCCUGUCACCCUUAUGAAAUAUGCAAAAGAGAUGCAAAGAAUAACAAAAGAAAGACAUGACCAAGAAAUAGUCCCUGGAGCAUGUCCUUCUGAAGUGUACUUUUCCUCUGUGAAUUUGGUGAAUCUGGUGAAUGAAAUAGACAGAGACUCUCUUAUGAUUCUUCUUAAUGAAAUAUGCGACAAAACCAUAUCUGAAUAUAUUGUAGCACAGAGUGCAUGUACGCUUGUGUAUAAGGAUAUUUCAUCGAUGCAAAGGAUUGGUCUAUCAAAGGGACUGGAAUUUCAUUCGGUUGUGAGUGAAAUUAUUUUGCAAAGAAUUGAUGUACUUCUAUUAGAAGAAGCAGAAAGUGCAGUACUUAAGUACUUUAGAUGCAGCAGUACCAUGUACAUUCUACAUACAAAAGAUCUAUUCUCAAUUGAACUUUUAAAAAUGAAAUGGCUGAAGGGUCUCUCUGUGCCUUGUAUUAUAAAUGAUUUAGAUCCACAAGAAAGCAUUCUGAAAGAAUUCUCUGCAGUGAAUGGAGAGACAAAUCAGUUUCCAACGGGUUUUUCCUAUUUAAAAAAAUCACAAGAUACUGCAGGAAGUUAUAUACAGAAUAUAUUCGGGUCUGCACUCUCCUCUACCCUAAUAGAUGCAUUCCCUGUUGUACUCUCUGCUGGUGACUUUGACAUACGCCUGUCACACGAAUCUGCUUCAAUUCAGGCAUCACAGCAAGCACUAAAUCAGUUUCAGUUGUGCGCCAGGAAGAUAUACUAUGACACAGCAGGAAGCUCUUUUGCAAUUGCAGUAGACAGGUGGAACCGCCUGGUGACUCAGAAUAUUUUGUUUUUCCGAGAGACUCUUACAACGGACUUUUUUCAGGUAAUUGAAGCCUUUGAGGAAAAGAUUAAAAGAAGAAUUAUGUCGACAGUGAAUACGCAGAUGAAAAAAAGGUUCCCUAAUGUGAUGUUCUACUCAGGAAAGGAUGUGGGUGGUCUUGGCUUCAUUUCUCAUCUUGUUCUUAUUAAGAGCAUAUCCACGUGGUCAGAUGAAAUAGAACUCUCGCAGUCACUGUACAGCAGAAUACUUGGAGUUUUAAAUAACGGAAAACCUGAAAAUAUAAUGGAUUCAGUAAAUACGUUAUUUAAUGACCUGAAAAAUGAAGGAAUUCAGAUAAAACACGCAGGUAUACCACGGGUGCAUGCUUUCAUGCAUAAAUCAAAGAUGCACAGGUGUGAGACAGGAUGGAGACUUCGAAAUUAUAAUUCAUCCGGAAUAAAAAGAUGGACAAACGAGGUGCACGAUGGAUACUGGGUCAUAUGGACAAGAUAUAAUGCAUUACUACACAGUACAAAUGGAUUUUCAUUGAAAUCUUCUACAGUUAAAUUUGUCUCUUCACCAGAAAAAUCACAAAAAUAUCACGCCACUUUAUACAGGACUGUCAGACAAGCAUGGAACACACAAGAGACAAAUUUAACUGUAGAAGAUGAAAAUAAAGACCCACUUAUUGUGCAGCAAAUUAUAUGCCACACACAGACGAAUACUUCUACAGCACAAAGGACAAAGGCGCAGAUAGGCGAAACAGCCAGGCUCCCAAAUAAAAUGUUUAUGCUCUGGUGGAGUCCCAUUAUAAACCGCAGCAAAAUAAACGUGGGACACAAUACGCCCAUCCCAGAGACACUGAUUCCCAUGCAUGGAAAAUUCUCUUCACUUAGACUAAGCUAUGAGAAAUUAUUCAGUAGCAAUUUAUGGCAGGAAAUACACAAGCAAAUAGUCCUGCAAAUAAUCAGUAUCUUGGAAGGAGCAAUCCUUAAGCAUAAUAUAACGGAAAUUUCAGUUAUAAAUUCAGAGACAUCACUUAGUGAAAAUAUUCUCCCUUGCAUUUCAUUCGAAAUCAGGGACAAGGUGCUUAAUUCUGCCUGGGUAGCACUUAGGCUCAGAUGGAGUGAUAUUGACUCAGUCCCUGUACAGUCAGAGUGCAAGGAAUAUGUCCAGUAUAUGUCUGAGUCUGCUUCAAAAUAUUCUCACACUCCAUUUGGGUGCAUUGUCCUAGUAGAUCUACUAAGGUGUGAAUACUCUGUAGAAGCCACUGACCCAUCAGUCAUAGAAGUCUCUGAUUUAAUUAGCAAAUCACUGUGUCAGUCUCUGUUGAACUUAAGUGCCUUGCAGGUCUUAAAGAACAGAGCAUCUAGGCUUGUUGGGUACUCUAAUACUGCAGCAGAAACCUCUUUAUUUAAUCCUAGGUCUUUGUUCAGGUAUUCUGAUAAAACCGUUUUUUUACAACUGUCUGAAACUGAAGUAGUCUGUCUUAAUGUGCACACAGGACAGGUAUAUCGCAGCAAAUUCAAGCGAGAGACAAAAUUAGUGCAGAUCCUUAAGUCUCUUGAUGAAAUUAUCAGUUGCAACAGGAUUCAGUAUGCAUUUUCACUUCCUAAGACGCACUCUCUUCUUUCUAAGUCAGGGAUUAUUUGCGUAUUCAUACCGUGCAAUUUAGUGAUUGAAAUGACAAAAAUACCUGUCUCAUUAGAGAAUGUAUAUGCUGCGUAUACGGGUACUCUUUCAUCUUAUACGUAUUUCUUUAGGACUGCGCUUAUUCUUAGGCACUCUUUACUUUGUGCAGAAAAGUCAGUUAAUUUACUGCACGAAAAAAGGUCAGAUGAAGAGUGGAUUGAAUUGGAGAAUAGGCUUACCAUGGAUAUAUGCAGGAAAUUAGGCCAGGAAAGUGGAGUUACAGGGGAAUUACUUGUAGACUCAGAGACCAUCCAGAAGGAAUUCGAAAAUAUAGUUUUUGGAGUGGACGUAAGACACCCUUUUAUCGUAAAACAAGCAGAGCGCAAGGACUGGACAAAUAUGACAGACUGGAGAUACAGAUAUCAGCUGGCUGAUAGUGCACCCUUGGGGAAAGGUGAAAUUUCUAUGGGCGCAAGUUCAGGUGCGCAUGAGAUUUCUGUGAAUUCUUUGGAAGAUGCGUUUUUGUUUGAGAUUGAUAAGAAUGUGAUAAGAACUUUUCUUCAAAUUUCAGAUCCACUGAUUCCUGUCAUUGGUCUUAUAUGCAGUGAUUCUGCACACCCAGAAGUCUCCAUAUUUAUUACACCAAGGCAACUAUUUAUCUCCAGAAAUUUCUACAUCUCUUCACUUUCCAUGGACUCUUACAGGAUUGAGGCAAUUAUCCAAACAAAAACAGUAUUUUCAGCAGAGAUUGAAUUUACAUAUAGCGGCCUGUCACUUACAGCAGGAGACCAUAUUAUGGUGGUUUCUGUUGAUAUUUCUACAGGAAUAUGCACAGGAAAUAUGUGCGUGGUAGAUUCAAUUGGAGAAACUUUCUCAUUGCACCCGCAGAAAUCAGUUAAAAUUACAAAAACCCAGAAAAGAACCAGGUUUUUAACAGCCGUUGGAUGGAACAGAAAUAUCAAUGAGCACAAAACCAAUCCUGUCUUAGUCCCUGAGAAGCCUCUUCCAUUUUACUCAGAAGAGUUCAGAAAAUCACACUUUCAGAAUUGA
Molecule: messenger RNA, 5520 nt
Organism: Nematocida ausubeli
Lineage: Eukaryota; Fungi; Microsporidia
Exons: 1
Coding region: 1-5520 (1839 amino acids)
Biological process (GO): mRNA splicing, via spliceosome; spliceosomal tri-snRNP complex assembly
Cellular component (GO): catalytic step 2 spliceosome; U5 snRNP
Molecular function (GO): U6 snRNA binding; U5 snRNA binding; U2 snRNA binding
Source: RefSeq, a predicted model, not a curated record